This is a messenger RNA of Vicia villosa (hairy vetch), 1314 nucleotides long. Its product is annotated as GDSL esterase/lipase At5g33370-like. NCBI's taxonomy places the organism in Eukaryota, Viridiplantae, Streptophyta, Magnoliopsida, Fabales, Fabaceae. Gene Ontology annotation, molecular function: hydrolase activity, acting on ester bonds. The transcript is spliced from 5 exons. The record is from RefSeq and is a predicted model, not a curated record. Bases 27 to 1130 code for a protein of 367 amino acids.
UUCAAGUUUCACUUGUAGUAGUAGUCAUGGCUAGUUCUUUAGUUUUAAGGUCUUGUUGUUGUAUAAUUAUGAUAAUAACAAUUUUGUUGAUGUCUUUUGGUUUUGGUUAUGCUCAACCAACUAGAGCUUUUUUCGUUUUCGGUGAUUCGAUUGCGGAUAAUGGGAAUAAUCAUUUCUUAGCAACGACGGCUCGUGCUGAUACUCCUCCUUAUGGCAUUGACUUCCCUUCACAUAAAGCCACCGGACGUUUCUCUAAUGGCCUAAACAUUCCAGACAUACUUAGUGAGCAACUUGGUUUAGAACCAACUCUUCCUUACUUAAGUCCUUUGUUAAUUGGCGAAAAACUUUUAGUUGGAGCCAAUUUCGCGUCCGCGGGGAUUGGAAUUCUCAACGAUACCGGAUUUCAAUUUCUAGAAGUCUUGCACAUUGACAAGCAAUUGAAGCUUUUCGGUCAUUACCAGCAAAGGUUGAGUUUACAUAUUGGUGAAGAAGAAGCUAAGAAAGUUGUCAACAAAGCAAUAGUACUCAUCAUUCUCGGAGGCAACGAUUUCGUCAACAAUUAUUAUUUGAUCCCAUUUUCAGCAAGAUCUCGCCAAUUUUCUCUCCCGGACUAUGUCACCUAUCUCAUUUCUGAGUACAGAAAAAUUCUAAGGAAACUUUAUGAUUUGGGAGCUCGUAAGGUUCUCGUAACAGGUACGGGACCAAUAGGCUGUGUGCCAGCUGAGUUAGCCUUGAGAAGCAGAAAUGGCGACUGUGACGUGGAACUCGAGCGAGCCGCGGCAUUGUAUAAUCCACAGCUUGUUGAAAUGAUUAAAGGACUUAAUAGAGAGAUUGGUUUUGAUGCUUUCAUUGCUGCUAAUGCACAUCAAAUGCACAUGGAUUUUAUUACCAACCCUCAAGCUUAUGGUUUUGUUACAUCAAAGAUAGCAUGUUGUGGACAAGGGCCAUACAAUGGGAUUGGACUUUGCACACCACUUUCGAACUUGUGUCCGAAUAGAGAUCUUUAUGCAUUUUGGGAUCCUUUUCAUCCAUCUGAGAAAGCUAGCAGACUCAUAGUUCAACAGAUCUUAACUGGUUCCAAUGAGUAUAUGCAUCCUAUGAAUCUUAGUACUGUUUUGGCCAUGGAUUAGUUCUGUUGUUUCAUUCAUACAUUGCACUGUUUGAUUCUAGAUAUCUUAUAGUUUAAGUCCCUAGUUCCUAGAUUGAGUCUUAUAAAUUUCAAUUACUAAUGUUGCAGUAAUAAAAUGUUGUAGUAUUCUUUUUGUUGCUAUGUUGUAAGGUUCCUUUGGUGUUUGGAAAUAUUGGAGAAAUUAA